AAUUUAUUGAUGUAUUUUCUUUCAGAACAUAUAAAAAUCGACAUGAUUUUUCUGUUGAAGAGAUUUUACAGAAUCAACGACUGAGUUGAUUAAAGGUGGCGUUCCUAGCUGCAACUUCCGGUGAAAUAGUUGAGUGGAACAUGUUGAAUACGAUUUGAUGAUGAGACAAUAAACGGAUUGCCGGAGGAGGUUUAUACAUAAUUCCAGGCGUCAUAAAUUUUAAGCCAUGUAAAAAGAUUGAGAUAUAUUUAGUUAUUUGUGAUAUACUUCAUACAUUCAGCUAUCACUGAAAGAUGUCAGCGGGAAGAACAAUUCUUACAAACAACGUGGCCAAAGACAGGAUGAUUACAAAAUUUCCACAGGCAUUUCAUCCAGAUGCGACACCAUAUCAGAAAAUGAAUUUUCACCCAAAAGUGAGACAGGCUUGUGGAGAAAAUCGAACAGGGCGUGUGGGGUUGAAAAUUUGUAAAGCUGUCUUGGUUGGAGAUGUCUCUGUUGGGAAAACAAGCUUAGUUAACAGAUUCUGCCAUGAUGUCUUUGAUCGGGACUACAAGGCAACCAUAGGCGUGGACUUUGAAGUGGAGAAGUUCUCUGUGCUGUCUGUACCGUUCACUCUCCAAAUCUGGGACACAGCAGGGCAGGAAAGGUUUAAAUGUAUUGCUGCUUCCUACUACAGAGGAACCAAUGUUGUGAUGGUAGUUUUUGACUUGAGUGAUGAGCGGUCUUUAUCAAAUGCCUCACGCUGGAUGGCCGAUGCCUGCGAGAAUGCAGACGAACCUGUUAAAUUUCUGGUCGGAACCAAAAAGGAUAAACUGUCCCCAGCUGCUUAUGAGAAUGUAGAAAGGAGGGCAGCUGAAGUGGCAAGGACCCUGGGAGCUGAGUACUGGGCAGUGUCCUCUAAAUCAGGAGAGAAUGUGAAUGACUAUUUUUUUCGAGUUGUAUGUUUGACAUUUGAGGCAGCUGUGCUCAGAGAGCUAGAGUCCAGUCCAACACAGACAAAACAUAUUGGAAAUGACUUAAUUAAAAUGGAGAAAAAUGACUUAUAUGAAGAAAAAAGGAAAAAGUCUAUAAAAUGCUGCAAUGCUUAGCCAAGUGAUCCCACCAUUUUGUUCCUGUAGUCCAGCUAACAAGACUCUUGUGAUAUUGUUAAAUGAUGACUGUUUCCUUGACUACAGCACAUUGAUUCAUUCCCACACAUUACUGUACAAAACGAAACAUAGAUACGUUUUGUUCUUCCAUUGAUGUCACAAUACACCACAGAAACCCUGGUAGAUGUGUAUUGAUAUGUAUGCAGACAGAUACAGAUUAACACGUUACACCUAUGGUGUAUUAGUAUACACAAGAUUCAAAUUCUGGGUUAGAGUUUGAUAUGCUUUGUUUUGAUUGAAUCUCAGGCACAUUGUGUACCUGUUCAAUACUAAGGAACAAUUUAUUUUGUUAUGUAAAAGCCGAUUUGUUGAUAUGUUAAAUGAUAUGUGUUUAUCACAGAAGAUGUAAAUCAUGUAAUACACAAUUAUUGUACAUUGUAAAUUGUAUAAGAAGUUUUUGAAUGUAUCAACAGUUGAUGUAAUUGUUCAUAUCAUUUUUGAACAGUUUACUGGUAUUUAUUUUUUAGGUCACCUGAGUAAACUCAGGUGACCUAUUGCUAUCUGUUUUCGUUCGUCGUCGUGCGUUAACAAUUUACAUUUUUAACUUCUUCUUAAAAACUACAAGGCUGAUUGUUACCAUUUUUGUUGUGAGGCAUCUCUAUGGUAAGAGGAAUCUAAAUUAUGAAAUCCAUGGCUCUACCACCCCUGGGGCGCCACAUGUGGGGCCAAAUAUGCAAAAAAAAGCCAAAUUUUCAAAAAUCUUCUUCUCUACUCCCACACAUGUGAGGAAAAUACUGGCUGCAUAGUUAUGAUGUCCAUGAAGCCCUCUACCAAAAUUGUGAAAUUCAUGGCCCCUGGAUCAGGGCUUCUGGCUCUAGGGUGGGGCCAAUAUGGCCAUAUUGUUAAAAUGUAUUAAAUCUUAGAAAAUCUUCUCUACUCCCAUAUAUAUUUGUUAAAAACUAAAUGGAUGAUUAUGAUGUCCAAGAAGCCCUCUACCAAAAUUGUGAAAUUCAUGGCCCCUGGAUCAGGGCUUCUGGCUCUAGGGUGGGGCCAAUAUGGCCAUAUUGUUAAAAUGUAUUAAAUCUUAGAAAAUCUUCUCUACUCCCAUAUAUAUUUGUUAAAAACUAAAUGGAUGAUUAUGAUGUCCAAGAAGCCCUCUACCAAAAUUGUGAAAUUCAUGACCCCUGUGUCAGGGGUUCAGGCUCUAGGGUGGGGCCAAUAUGGCCAUAUUGUUAAAAUGUAUUAAAUCUUAGAAAAUCUUCUCUACUCACAUAUAUAUUUGUUAAAAACUAAAUGGAUGAUUAUGAUGUCCAAGAAGCCCUCUACCAAAAUUGUGAAAUUCAUGACCCCUGUGUCAGGGGUUCAGGCUCUAGGGUGGGGCCAAUAUGGCCAUAUUGUUAAAAUGUAUUAAAUCUUAGAAAAUCUUCUCUACUCCCAUAUAUACUUGUUAAAAACUAAAUGCAUGAUUAUGAUGUCCAAGAAGCCCUCUACCAAAAUUGUGAAAUUCAUGACCCCUGUGUCAGGGGUUCAGGCUCUAGGGUGGGGCCAAUAUGGCCAUAUACCGGUAGUAAGAAUGUAAUAUUAAAUCUUACAAAAUCUUUUUCUCUACUCCCAUGUAUAUUUGUUAAAAACUAAAUGCAUGAUUAUAAUGUCCAUGAAACUUUCAACCAAAAUUGUGAAAUUCAUGGCCCCUGUGUCAGGGGUUCGGACCUUAGGGUGGGGCCAGUAUGGCCAUAUAGUAAAAAUGUAUUAAAUCUUAAAAAAUCUUUUUCUUUACUCUCACACAUGUGGGCAAAAAACUGAAUACAUUGUUAUGAUGUCCACUAAAUCAUCUACCAAAAUUGUGAAAUUCAUGGCCCCUGGGUCAGGGGUUCAGGACUUGGGGGAGGGGGGCAAUAGUGUUAAUGCAUAUACCGGUAAUGUUUAAAAAUCUUCUUCUCUUUUCUCACACAUCUUUAUGAAAAACUGUCUUCAUAAUUAUGUUUACCAGGAAGUCCUCUACAAAAAAAUUUUAAUUUCAUGUCCCCUGUAGUAUGGGUUUUGACUCUAGGGCAGGGCCAAAAUGGAUGUAUAGGUGUUAAUGCAUAUAAUGUUUAAAAAAUAUUUUCUAUACUCCCACACACCUGAAAGGAAAACUGAGUUCAUGAUUUUGUAAACCAGAUCUUUAAGUUUUUCACCAAAAUUAUAGGUUUCAUAGUUCGUUUUGAAAGAUUUCAGGCAGGGAGGUGCUCGUUAUUACAGAUUUAUAUUUUUUCUACUCCAGAAUGAAAACUAAUUAAAUGCAUAUAUGAGACUCCUCGACAAGUUUGUUAUGGGUUAUAUGCUACUCAGGUGACCGUUAAGGCCAAUUGGCCUCUUGUCUCCACCAUGCAAUGGGUAGACAUAUGUUAUCCAUUUCUUUUGAUUUUAGAAAUACAAACCUACAGCAAAAAUGUCAUUUAUUUACUGCUAUUUUUCAAAAGUUACAGUGUAUUUAAAAUCGAGACAACUCUUUGGUAAGACUAUGGUGUGGUGUUGGAGCCCGAUCUGAUUUGAGGCUCGGAAGGAAAUGACCUGGUUAGACGUUAGACCUGAUAUUUAUUUUUGUGUUUUUGAAAUAAGUUUUCUGCUUUUAGAUAGAAGGGUACAAAGCUACUGAGAUUCAUUAAUCUUUUUGUGAUUUGGAUUUGAGUGCUUGAUCUGAUAUUAAUAAAUGGUGUCAGAUCUCUGAUGCAGUUAUUGCCUAUAGAAUAUCUACAGCCGUCCAUUUUACCCCAUAUCAGAUUGUUUAUUGAUGGUUCUGAUAUUAGAUUGGUGCAUAUUAUUCUGAUUUAUUAUAACUGAUAUUUUGUACUUGUUUUUUUUAAGGUUGUGAAAUAUGGGAAAUGAUUUAAAAAUCAGCUACUAAAUUUCAAAUGAUAUAAUGUUUUAAAAAAUCUCUUUCUUGUUAGAAAAAUAAUCUGGUUUCUAAUUAUCUUAUAAAGUUUUAUAUACAUGCUAUUGUUCCAGUUUUUUUUUAGAGUUUUCAGAGUUUCAUCUCUGAGGUGAAGUACAUGUAUUUAAUACUAUUCUAAGGACUACAUGUCCAUGUAUUGGUGCUAUACAGUUUAUUUUUGCCCAUGGUCUGUUAAUCACUUUUAAAAUUUAAUAAAACAUGUACUUUCUCAUUUAAAUUAUAUUUUGAUAAGUAUGUUAUAUUUAGUAUUUUAUAGGGUUGUGAAGUUUCUUAUGCACCAAAAAAAGUCCUUUUCAGGUUGUGGUGUGUUUAAGAAGGUCGUAACAUUCAUUAAACAUUGUUUAUGAUUUAUUUUUACAGCACUUUUACACACUAUGCAUUUAAGUAAUUUGAUCUGUGCAUGUUUCUUAUGCAGUUCAACAUUUUUUCAUGUAAAUUUUUUGAACUGCACAAUGGCUAGUCAACUUGGAUUUGCUUACAUGUAUUAAAUUGAAUUAAAACAAAAUAAUAAUUGUA
Magallana angulata is the source of this 4539-nucleotide messenger RNA. RefSeq names its product ras-related protein Rab-34-like. The record is from RefSeq and is a predicted model, not a curated record. Bases 294 to 1088 code for a protein of 264 amino acids. The transcript is spliced from 10 exons. Lineage: Eukaryota; Metazoa; Mollusca; Bivalvia; Ostreida; Ostreidae. Gene Ontology annotation, molecular function: GTP binding; GTPase activity.